AUGAGUAUCCCUGAUCCUGCACAACAGCCGCCACUUCCACCCUUUCUUCCACCACCUUUUGCCGGUGGAGAUGUUGACGGGUUUUGGCCUCAACCUCCUAUGAACAAUGAACAUGACGCUACUUUUCAAUUUGAGCAUCCUCCACCUUUUAUGAGACCAAGGAACUUUGAAAACAACCCCCCAAAUUCUGCACCUUUUGCACCAAUGAAAUCCGGGGAUGAAUUCGCUAAAUCCUCAGGUGCUAAAGGGACGAGCCAUAUAUUUUACAAGACCCGUAUCUGUGCAAAAUUCAUGGAAGGCACCUGCAGGAAUGGAGAGCAUUGCACAUUUGCUCAUGGCAAUGAAGCUUUACGGGCACCCCCUCAGAAUUGGCUAGAACUAGUUCGAGAAAAGGAGAGAGGGGUCGGAAAUUUCAAUGAUNAUGGCAUUGAAGAUUUACGGGAACCUCCUCCAAAUUGGCAAGAACUUGUUCGAGAAAAGGAGAGAGGGGUCGGAAAUUUCAAUGAUGAUCAAAGAAUGAUACAUAGGAUGAAAAUUUGCAAGAAGUUUUACAAUGGUGAAGAGUGCCCAUAUGGGGAAAAAUGCAACUUCCUUCAUGAACAGCCCAUGAAAUUCCAGACUGACAUGUCAAGGGAACAUAGGGAAAGUGUUGCCAUAAGUAUUGGAACUACAGGGCCUGCAUUGGUAAGAAGAAGUGAUUAUGAUCAGACUGAUUAUGUUAAGAACAUCAACGUCAGUUCCAGUACUUCCCAAGCAAAUACUGCUUUUUGGAAAACAAAACUAUGUAGCAAAUGGGAGAUCGGCCAAUGCCCCUUUGGAGAAAGAUGUCAUUUUGCUCAUGGCCCAUCUGAUUUGCAGUUACCUGGCGCUCGUGUUGAGACGGAGCUGAUAAUGAAUUCUGGCUCCCAAAUUCCAGCAAAGCCUCUCCCUGUGCCUGUAAUUAAUUCAUCCCCUGCAACUGCAGUGAUUGGUGCUCCUGCUAACAAAGAUGCAGAAAGUAAGGAGAUAUCGAAAUGGAAACUAAACAGGCAGAUUAAUCGAAUUUAUGCUGAUUGGUGGGAUGAUUUAUCGCCACCGCACAACUCCCCGAGGAAAGAGGACAUGUGA
Molecule: messenger RNA, 1107 nt
Organism: Fraxinus pennsylvanica
Lineage: Eukaryota; Viridiplantae; Streptophyta; Magnoliopsida; Lamiales; Oleaceae
Source: the annotation of a GenBank genome assembly